AUGGAAACAGGAGCACAGAAAUUAGAGCAGCCCUGGAAGUCUGUUAGCGACAGCUUCGGUCAAAGUAGGGCUAGCGACAAGGAUAUCUUCUAUGGUGCCGCUAUUGGGGAGAAGAUGACAAACCCGGGUUCUGCCGGGGAGGUCAACGUUACAAUCCUGUAUGAUACAGGUGAUUAUGACAAUGAGUCCGCGAAUUGGUGCCCAAACACUGUGACCAACAUUAGUUGUGGCCAAGCUAUUCACGUUAAGCAGAGAAACAAACUUUAUGAACUGAUAGUGCUCUCCAGGGAGCUGAUGGAUUCCGUUCUUGUGAUUCAGGCGACGGGCAAGAAUGCUUGCCCAUUCAUUCGUCAUAUCUUCGACGAAACUUUAGCACGCGGAAGCCGGAACCUUUAG
Molecule: messenger RNA, 396 nt
Organism: Penicillium odoratum
Lineage: Eukaryota; Fungi; Ascomycota; Eurotiomycetes; Eurotiales; Aspergillaceae
Exons: 2
Coding region: 1-396 (131 amino acids)
Source: RefSeq, a predicted model, not a curated record